This is a messenger RNA of Zerene cesonia (dogface butterfly), 1803 nucleotides long. RefSeq names its product dopamine N-acetyltransferase-like. The transcript has 5 exons. The record is from RefSeq and is a predicted model, not a curated record. Bases 330 to 986 code for a protein of 218 amino acids. NCBI's taxonomy places the organism in Eukaryota, Metazoa, Arthropoda, Insecta, Lepidoptera, Pieridae. Gene Ontology annotation, molecular function: N-acetyltransferase activity.
GCAUAAUACCAGUCUGUCCAGUCGGUUCGAGCAUUCAGUGCUACCGGUUGCUGCCAAAAUUAAACACGCGAAUACAAAUAAAAAGUUUAUGAAUAUUUUGAUCUAGAAAUCAGCCAGUUAUACUAUAAAUAGAUAAGUGGAAAUUGUAUAAGCGAUAAUACUGUGAGUAUACGUUUAUCUUAAAACAAGUAGGGCGAUAAAAUAAGCAACAGUUUUUAACAAUUUUUAAGUUCAUAACAUCGAUCAACAAGAUAUUGUGUAUGACGAUUUUAUGGUGAAAAUAGAGUUUAACUCUCCGAAGAAAUUUGUUGGAAAAUCAAAUAUUAAUUAUGUCCAACUAUACUAUUGGUCGUAUAGUGGAAGAAGAUACGGAGGAAGUUAUGAAAGUAUUAAAACGCAACUUUUUUAUCGACGAACCGCUGAACAAAAAACUUCAGUACUGCACUUCAGUGGACGACGAUUGCCCUGAUUUGGACGAAUAUUGCAGAUCCACUCUACCGGGGAUAUCAUUUAAGGCCAUAGAUGCUGAUGGGAAAAUUAUUGGAGUUCUUAUUAAUGGAAUCAGUGCUGUCGACUUUCCAAUAGACUACGAAUCAAUGAUAAAAAACUGCGAGAACCCAAAAUUCAAGAAGAUCCUCCAUAUUCUGCUUAUACGGGAGCAAAACGCACACCUUGCUACAAGAUACCCGAACGAAAAAAAAUUAUUCGAAGUGAAACUAGCAGCGACCGAUUCCAAUUGGAGGAAUAAGGGAAUUAUGAAUAAACUAAUGGAAGAAGCAGAAAAAUCGGCAAGGGACCUAGGAAUCAGAUUAUUACGUAUCGACACCUCCAGCGCAUACUCUGCUAAAGCUGCAGAAAAAUUUGGUUUCACCUGCCUCUACAAAAGGGCGUAUACGGAUAUCAAAUUGCCCGGUGAAAGUGAGCCCAUUAUUGUACCUGAUCCACCACAUGUUGUGGAUAGAGUAUUUAUUAAGGAAUUGUUUUAGUUCUUCAAGUACUUAUACUCACAACAUAAUAUUAUUAAGCUGUAACAUAUUUAGAAAAUAUUGUUAUUUAUUUUGAACUCUUGAGAUAUAUAAACCCAGUGGUAAGGAUCAUUGUAUUUAUGUUACAUACUGAGUUACCUAUCUGUAAUAUUUCUAACAGUAAGGCUCCGCAGUCCGCCAUAGACCGUAGACCGUUGACACCGAAAAUGUCAACGGUCAAUCGUUAACUGACCAAUUUGAGCCUUGACUAUCGAUAUUCUCACAUUUACUGUGCAAAAAGUUCGAAAUGAAUAGAGAACCAACUUGCAGGUCUUAUCUUAGUUUAUAUCAGUGACAUAAAGGGACCUUUAGGUUAAGGCCCCAUUGCAAUUUUUACCACAAGCGGAAAACCGCAAAACCGAGAUACUGCCCUCGAUUUUAUCAAUUUGAAAAUGGAAUUCAAGAGAAUACAGCUGUUAUGUAUUAGUUAUAGAGUGUAUGUGUUGUUGUUUAUAUAUUAAAAGCAGAAAAGAAACGUGAUCAAAAAUUUACGACAAUGGGUCCAAUUUCCAACCACUAGUUAGUGGACUUGAUGCUUUUAUUCAUAAAAAAUAUAGCUAAUAUGAGAUUAUGAAACUGAAACCAAACUGGGAAGUCAAGUUCUAUGAUGAUUGUUUGUAAAUAUAUUUAAAUGUCCGGUACAUUUUUAUUAUUAUUUUUUAUUAUAAUUGGCUAUUGGUGUAAGAAUAAUAAAAAAAAAUUUAACAGAGAUUAAACAGAUUGUAAAUGUAAAGGUUGUUUUCUACCUCCAACGUCAGUUAUUGUGACGAUUUAUUUU